Messenger RNA from Closterium sp. NIES-67, 2813 nucleotides. The record is from the annotation of a GenBank genome assembly. Lineage: Eukaryota; Viridiplantae; Streptophyta; Zygnematophyceae; Desmidiales; Closteriaceae.
UGCUCCUGCUGCUACAGCUCCUGUUUUCGCGAAAGUCGUAUAACGUCGUGCUGCUGGGCGGUUCCUUCGCCAGUACGAUUCCACUGUUUGAAUUAGCCGCCUAGGGAGGGAGUGUUUCGCGGUCUAGUCUAGGGCGACUAGUAUUAUAGAGAGCGCAUCCUCAACGAAAUGCAGAUUUGUUCGGCAUUUGGCUCGCACUGGGGACGAGCGUUCUAUGAUGGCGAUUACUGAAUACUACUAUCGUAGCACUACCCACGGCGUACAGCUGACAGCAAAGUAACGCGUAAACUGUACGGGCUGAUGGGAAUGGGUCGCGAGCAGGGCAAUGAGCAGGAGCUGAUUCUAGGGUUAGGCAUCAGUCACGCGGGAAAUGUGCUUCUAUCGCAUGGCUCUAGUUCUUUAGCGGGUGACUUCAACGAGGUGCUUCGUAAAGCCGUCGCCGAGGUUCCGCCGCAUGUGCAAUGGUUCUCCGUCAGCCACGACCAGCGCAUGAUGGUGCACCUCAUCCACCGGGGGACCCCCUCCGCCUGUGGCGGUACAAGCGGGCUCGCGGCGCCACCAUCGUGACUGCCGCGGCGCACGAGUGCGCGGGUCGGCGGGAAAUCAGGCGCGUCUUGCAGGCCUCCUGGACGAGUGCUCCCCGCUGCUGGCGGAAUGCCACGCGCUCCAGGCGGUGCCGGCGGCGGAGACAUCUGGGGGGACAGCGGGGGAGGCAGCGGGGGAGGCGGCGGCGGAUGCGCAGGGGCAGGCAGCGGUGCAGGAGGGAAGGCGGAAGGAAGCGGAACGGGACCAUGCGCGGCAGCGACGGGCGCGGCAGAGCCCAUCUCCCUGGCGCCGCAGCAGAAGCAGCAGCUAGAGCAGCGGCUCCGGUCCUUAAUCGCCUCGCACAAGGGCGUCGUCCCCCCUCGCCCGGUCCUCAUGCUCCACCCCGGCGCGCCCAAGCGCUUCCUCACGCGGGAAGCGGAGCCCCCCUGGAAAGGCGGUGCAGCGGGGGCGCGGGGAGGGGAGGAGGAGGGGGAAGAGCGGCGGGUGCUGGCGUGCGGACGCACGCGGCUGCAGAAAGAGCUGGAGGAACUAGAGGAAAUCGAGGCAGACGAUAACGAGGAUGACGACGCAUUCGUGGUGGCAGGAGCUAGGGGUAAGGGAGAGGGGGCGGAUGAGGACGCGUUUGCAUUCAAUGUGCCCCCGAAACCUGCUCAAACUUCGAUAGCAAACCUGGGCAACCAACAAGGUCUAGCAGCAGCGGAGGAAGGUGCAGCAGCAGCAGCAGCAGCAGCAGCACAGCCACCUGCUAUUGGCAACGCAGAAGACUCCUCACAGCCGCCACAAAAGCAGGAGCAGCGGCAGCAGCAGGUGGAGCGACAGCAGCCCGCACUGCCAGGUGGGCAACAAGCUUCAGCAGCAGGCGGGUCAGGGUGGAGGAGCCCCAUCGCCUCGGCUGAUUUCUCCUGGGCUGCACGCGUGGCACCUGCCUGGGCAGUCGCUCUUCCCCCUCCCGUCGAUCCCGCCCCUCCCAGUCUCCCUGCUGCUGGCGCUAACUCUCCUGGGCCCGGGCCGGCCAACCCGAGUGGGCUAUUCCAGUCGGGCAUCAACGUGAUAUACGAGUCCGCGGUGGCCUUUUCCACGGAGUACACCAACACGAUGCGCACACUCACGCACACCACCAGCGCCACCAGCGCCAACUGGUCGACACAGUUCUCAAACAUGGUCACUGCUGCUGCUGUGGCUGCCGGUACGCUUGCCAGCGGCCCUACGGUUUCAGGCGAUGUGUCAGGCACUGCUGGUGGCACUGCUGGUGGCACUGCUGCUGGUACUGGCUUGCCGCCAGUACAGGGCAGGCCUCGUGACGGGAACGCUGGCUUACCGCCAGUACAGGGCAGGCCUCGAGACGGUAAGGUGCGGGGGCGGGUUGGUGAUGUGGCGCCGUCAGGGCUGACAUGGGAGGAGGAGAUCGCGUCCCAGCUGGCAUCGGUGGGCGUGGCGGUGUCAUCUUGGGAACCAGGGGAAGAGACAAGGGGCGAGAGGGGAGGUGGAGGGGGGGAAGGAGGAGAGGGGCAACAAGCCCCGGUGACUGGAACCGGCUCCUCGUUCGGGGCAGCUAAGGCAGGAGCAGAAGCAGCAGCAGCAGCAGCACAGACUGGAGCAACAGCAGGGGCAGUGGCAAUAACAGCAGCAGCAGCAGCAGCAGGAGCUGACAGGGGGGACGCGGCCCCUCCAGCAGCAAGGGGUGCUGGCGGCAGGGGGAGAGCUCAGAGCAUGGCGGGGCUGGUGGGGGGAGGGAGGGCAGCCGCGGGGGCAGGAGGCAAAGGAGCAGAGGGAGGGGCAGGAGGGUGGGGCGGCCUAGGCAUAAAUGUGCGGGGGGGUAAUGCCGGGCACCACCAACACCACCACCAUAGAGCUGCAUCGGUUGCGGCGCCCACACCGCCCUCGCCAGGGGGUGGAAGCAAGGCUGGGGGAUUUGGCUUUGGUAGUUUCUUCUCCAAGGGCUGGAGAAGGGCGUUCAACCUGGAAUGACAGUGUGUGUACAUGUUCUCCAGCAGACAGUGGAGUGCGGUGAGGUGACCGAUAGCCAUGGUAUCCUUUGUAAUCGAGUGGGCUUGUUUGCUGGCCAUGUUACCAUGUGCAGAUUGUAACCAUAUCUCGUUGGUUGACUUUUUGCGUGCUCCAGCCUGCUUGUUACAACCAGUGCUGGUCCUGUCAGCCUGUCUUCAUAUUGAGAUGACGGCGAUACCCUACUACUGUGAUGCCUUUCUCCAUGCUCCCAUCCUCCCCUCCCACUCACACCACCUGAGGACGAUGGAUGGUUAUUCACA